CACCGAUCACAGUACUGCGUUUAAUUUUGUAUUCAAAUAAAUUAACUAAAAAUAUAAAAAAACAAAGCUUUGAUGUCAUUACGUUUUAAGAGACCAUUUUGUACAGAACAUAAUAUAAUGUGUCCUGUUUACAGUGGAAACUAAAGGAAUCGUUUUGUUUUUGUGUGAACUGUGAAGUGUCACUAUUUCAUUAUCGUUUGUUCCAAAUAAAAAUUUCACUCGUAAUUUUUUCUGCAUCUGAUCUAAGUGCUAAUUGGACAAUCGUCAAAUCAUUUUAUCAUGUCGCAAUGGUAAAAAUGAAUGAAAAUAUGUAUUCAGUCUUUAGUUAUUGAGCUCAGAUGACUGAAAAUGGAUAGAUUGAAUCAAAUACGUAGUGAAGCGGGAAGUUCCAAAGACUCAACAUUGGAUACGUCUUUAGCACCUAGUGAAGCGUAUUUGACCGCGAAUGAGAGCGAGUCUUCUAAAUUCUUUUCUUUAUCGGAAGUUGACUCCACAUUUAGCAUAUCUCCGACAAAAGAAUCAGCCUCAGCAACUACGGACGCUGAUGAAACAAUUGCUGAGCCUAAACUUAUAUCUAACUUGUCGCCAAUAGCGAAAUCUAACGAUAUAAGUAGUUUUAAAAUUGGAAAACAUAUAGAAGCAGCAAAUAUUUUAUCAGGUGGUGUAAAUAUUUUUGAGGAUAAUUCUUAUGAUGGUGAUGAGCUUGUUAUCGACGAUAAUGCAUGUAAAGACGACACCGAGGCGUCAAAAGAAAUUCCCGAAAGACUUCAUAAACUGGAAGAAAAUUCACCAGUUUCAUUGGAUGUUGCUGAUGUUAUACCAAGUAAAGAUACUGAAGUAGUCCUGCAGAUUGAUGGGAAAAAUGUAGAUGCUAUUGACAUUGGCAAUGACCUUUAUUUGUAUAGGCAAGCAGGUGGAGAAGAAUUGGCUGCUGUGCAAAUAUUGGAUGAUAACCAGAGCCAACAGCCAAGUUUUAAAUUUUUGAAAGUCCGAGAAAAUGCUGAAGGAAACCUAGAGGUGUAUGAAGAAAUAGAAAUAGAAGUCCCAAAAGAAUUGCCUAAGAAAAAAUCAAUGUCUGCUGGAGAGGAGCUAUGUAAGAUCCCCAAAGAUACACAUUCUGCUACCAUUUUUAAAAGUGAUGCUUCUGAAAAAGAUGUUACAUGUGUUGAAAAUAAUGCUUUUAAGGAAAAAGGUACAGAAACUCAGAAAGAGUCGAUUGAUACUAAAUCAGAAGUAAAUGUAAAUGGUAAAACCAUGAAAUUAAGUGAAUCUCGAAAAUCUCCUUUAAUAAAUACAUUUACACCUAUGACUUACCAUUCAACACCCAACAAAGAGGGAAUACCACUCACUAAAACAAUGGUUAACCAACAGCUACAACCAAGCCGGCAUUCAGAGAAUGUUAAGAAAACUAUAGAGGUGCAUAUAAAUAAUUCCAAGCAAAAGUUGGUAGAAACUUUAAAGUGCCCAAAAAUUGAAGUACUAAAGGAAGAAACCAAAAAUGCUGAUUUACCACAAUCAAGCAAAGCAAAGCUAGUUGAAGAUAAUAGUAGUAUUAACUUCAAUGAAGGUAUAAAUGACAAAAAAUGUGUCAAGCAACCUGAUGGAAUAUCCAAAAUAUCUGAUAUAAUUGUUAUUAAACCUGAAUUUUUAAAUGAAACUAAUAAUAAAGUAUGCAAUGACAGCCCCAAUUUACAGCCAGUCUCAAUUCAACCACCUGAAAAAUUAUCUUCACUAACAGCUAUAGAAACUGAUAACCUUAAAGCUAGCAAACCAUGUUUACAGUCAUUAUCAACAGCUAAAGUUGUCCCUAAAGAAAUUUCUGUAGAAACAACUGAUAGACAUAAUGAUUGUGAUUCUAGCAAAGUGUGUUUGAUUGAAAGUGUCAAAGAAAAUAACAAUUAUACUUUACAGUCUAUGACUACCAUUUCACUACCUAUUGAACCUUCAAAAAAAGAUUCUAUACAAUUAUCUUUCCAAAACAUUGGUAGUAAAGAUGUUUGCAUAGAGGUCCCUAUCAAGAAGUGUGUUAACAGUCAUAUUUUGCAACCAAUAUUAAUUAAAGAAAAUGAAAACUGUUCAUCACAAACUACAUAUAAAAAUAUUGAUUGUGAAGUAAAGGAGGUGUGCAUAGUUGAUCCUGUCAAGGAGUGUGACAAUAGUGUGAUAUCACAGCCUUUGUCAAAUAUAGUAGUACCCAAAACAGUUUCUCCACAAAGUACUAUUAAAAAUGAUUGCAAAGCUGAGGUGAUAUGCACAAUUGAGCCAGUAAAGGAAUGUACUAACAAACUUUGCUUAACGCCACUGUCAAAUGAACCACUCAAAAAAGAUUUACCACAAACAGCUGAUAAAAAUAAUGAUUGUGAAUCUAAGAUGUGCAAAAUUGACCCUGGCAAGGAAUGUAACAACAGUCCCAUUUUGAAUGUAUUGUCAAUUGAAGUACCUAAUGUUUGUUCACAAACAACUACCAAUAGUAAUGAUUGUAAAGCUCGUCAGAAGUGGAUAGGUGCACCUGCUGAUAAAAACAGUCUUAUCAUACAGACAUCAGAAAUGGAAGCGUCUGAAAAAAGUCCUUCACCAAAAUCUACUGAAAAAAGUGAAUGUAAGGCUGAUGGUGAUGCUUACACAGGUAUGCUAAGCUACGAUAUUGUCAAAUGUAUUGAAGAAAUCAAAUGUGAUAUGCCUUUAGAUUUAAAAAGUGGAAGUAUAAAAAGUUAUGAAGUUAAAGAAAUUAAUAAAAACCCAGCAAAAAUGGCUACUGAAUUAAAAAAUGAAAUUGAUGCAGUCCAUGAAAACAAAAAUUCAAGUUCAAAUGUAUCAAGCAAUAAAGCUCAGGUUCCAUUUGGGAAAUGGACUGAAGCAAACAGACAAGAGUUUUUAAAUAAGAUAAAAGAACCUAAAAUUACUGCAAGUGUACCUAAUACUAAUCAAUUAAAACAACCACAUGACUUAAAUAGAAGAGAUGUUUUGAAGAAAAUUGAUAGCCAGCGCCAAACAAGUAAUAGUCAUUUAUUGAAAGUUCAACAACUGAAAAUUAGCACUAAUAGUACUCCUUCAACAGCGUCCGCUUUCACUAAGGUUGAAUCCCAACCGAAAACUACAAAUAGUCUACCCCAAAAAUCUUCAAAUUCAGAUAAUAAGAAAAUGAUACCUAACACAAAUCUAACAGAUAUUAAGGAAAACAAGUUAGAAAAUCAGUCACCUCCUACAAAACAUAAAAAUGUUUUGAGAAAAGAAGUAUCCAGAAUAUACAAUAAUCAAGAUUUAAUAGAUAUUACAAUAGAAGAUCGUAUUAAUCGAGGUUUACCAAAGGUUACUCAUGGUGAUACUAAAAAUGUAAAAGAUGGAAUUACUAAAGACAAUGUUCCAAGCCUUAGCUCUGUGACAUUAGAUGAUAUAGAGAGAAAAAUGAAUGAAUUACAUGGUAUUCCUUUUGUUGAAAGGCCUGUGCAUGAGUUACCCCUUUCCAUUGAUAGCAAGCCAAGUACUUCAAAGGCAGAGGCAGGUAGUGAUAAAAAACAGACACUUGCGCCUUUUACAAAUAGCAAGCCAAGUACUUCAAAGGCAGAGGCGGGUAGUGAUACAAAACAGACACUUGCGCCUUUUACAAAUAAAAGCCACACUUUAAAAAAUGUUGGAAGUGAUUCGUUAUCUGAUGAUGAAAUUAUUGAACAUGAACCAAUUACGGGAGAUAUGGUUUUAUUACCUAAAGAAAAGUCAGGGGAAACUCCAUCUCAAAACACGAAUCUAGUUAAAAAAGACACUAUUAUAACAGAAAAAGAUUUUGAUAAAUUUGCUAGACGUAACUCCAUUACUUAUGAAAACUGCAUCACCGUAAAUUUUGAGAAAAGAGAUCCUCGUAAUGACAAUCAAACUAUCGUUGGGUUAGAUGUGCCAGUCAAGAAAUUGUCACGUAAUGAACUUAUGCUUGCAGAAUCAAAAGCAAAGUCUUCUCUAAAACAACAAAAUAUGAGACAGAUUAAUCAACUUAACAAAAUUCCAACAGCCGUCAGACAUUCUAAUGAAGUUAAUACUAACAAGAACUAUCAAUCCAAAGUUCAAAUCGCAUACCAAUCGGCUCUUACAGAAAAACGUCAGCAUGAAAUUCCCAUUUCAAUUAUUGAGGAUAAACCUGUUAAAGUUGUUUUCAUGGAUUCUACGAUAAAAUACCCAUUAGAACUUAAUAAGAUACAGGGUCAAGAUCUUUCCCCUUGCAAAAAGUCAGUAAUAGAAUCUGAAAAUGCUACCCUCAGUGCAUCUGAAUCACUAGAUUCAGAUACUUUAGAAGGUUCCUUGGAGAGUAAAAUAUCACAGGAAGAAGUUAAAGUUAAGACAAAGCAUCAAAGAAAGCAAGUGUUGACACCUGUAAUAGAGUCUGCGGAUAUGCAAUUAAUUGAACCAGGAGAUUUAGGAAUUGAUGUAAAAUCCAAAAAGAAACGUAAAAUUGACGACAAGAAUGAUAAAGGUAAACUCUUAGUAGUUCCAAAAAAAUCAUAUCUACUAAGCCGUAACAUUGACGGUAAGUUGUGUAAAAUACAAAACAUUGUAAAAAAUUCGGAGGAGCCUGUCAUUAGAAAUGAUGCAUACAUAGUUCACUCGGACCCUUUUUAUGCAAUUGAUAAUUUAGUUAAGGCUGCUGAGCUUAUUGAAACACAAUCUGAAAAUAAAGAUAUCAAGGUAGAAACACAUGUAAAUAUUCCCCAAACUUCACCCCCUAAAAGAGGGAGAGGUCGCCCUCGGAAAUAUCCAGUGCCUGAAAAAGAAGAAAAAUCUAAUCUCAUUCCAAGUCCCCAGAAAAAAAUAAAAAUAAUGGAUGAAAAAAGAGUUCGAAGUGAUUCGGAAUCUGAAAUAAGCAGUGGAGACGAAAUUGUAAAAGAGAAUUGGACUAUGGGAAAGAUAAAUGAAAAUAUAGUGUGCCCUAUAUGUUCUAAGCUAUUCCGUUCUGAGAAUGUUGUUUUUAAACACGUUAAACAUUGUACAGGCCCAUCUCCUAAUAGGUCUGACUCUGACAAGCUUAGUCCUCGUAAAGUACGAAGUUCAAGAGAUUUUAGACGAUUAUCAAUGGGGAGUCAAUCAGAUUUAGAAAGUGAGGACGAAAAUUUGGCUUCCAAUAUUUGUUUAUCGCCACCUUCAGAUAAUGUAAAAGAAAAGAUUUAUGAUGGAUUGAAAGAUAGAGAAGUGAAUAAAGUAAUUAAGACAAAUAUGAAACCUAUUAAUCAUGUUUGUGAAUUAUGUGGGAGAACUUUCAGACAGCUCUCAUAUCUUCUGAGUCAUAAACUUCAACAUCAUAAUAAAAAGUCUAAUGAUGAAAGUGUUAAUACAUCUGUCUUUAAUUGUGAAGUUUGCCAAAAAACAUUCAGAAAACUACACCAUCUGGUACAGCAUCGCAUUAUUCAUAAUCCAAGAAUGACUUCGAGAUUAAGCAGAAAAAGUUCUAUUGAAAACAAUGAUAGCAAAAUUCAUAAAUCUGAUACUUCGUUGAGAAAAACUGAGGAUCACAGCGCAGGAUUUCGUUGUGAGCCAUGUGAUAAGUCGUUUAGAAAACUCCACCAUCUUGUUGAACACAGAGAAACUCAUGAUGGCAUCAACAACAAAAAGACUGCAGCACUAAAUGUGCCACCUGAUGUAAAUAAACAAAAUGUACAUCAAUGCAAAAAAUGUAGUCUAACGUUUAAAAAGCUUCAGCAUUUAAUUGAACAUAAGGAUCAACAUUUGGAAACAAGCUCAGAUAAAUCGGACGAUAAAAGUGUUCAAAGCUCUCUUUCCACUAAAGAUAUUAUACAUGAAUGUUCAAUUUGCUAUAUGGUGUUUCCAAAUGAGCAUUCCUUAAAUAAACAUGCCUAUGCAUGUCAAAGAAAGAAGAAACAAUCAAUAAUUAAAAACUCUAAGCAAAAACUUAGUAACGAAACUGAAUCUGACUCUGAAGAAGCAAGUGCAGUUGCUGCUAUGUCAACAGAAAAAUCACAGAGUGCUAUUUUGAAGGAGAAUCCUGACGAAUCAUUAAAACACAGGGAUACUGAAGACAAAGAACUAAAAGCAAACUUAAAUGAUGAUAAAAUAGAAAGUAAAACAGAGAUAAUGGGUCAAUCAACAGUAGACUCUGAUAGUAAAAGUGAUGAUGAUUUACCUUUAGUUUGUGCUAAAGUUGUAAAACCUUUAGCCGAUAAAACAACAUAUGAAACAAAUUGUAUUGGCCUUAAACAUAAACUGAAAGACGAAAUAAUAACUAUCACUGAUACUCCAACACCCAAAAAGAAAUUUAUUGAAAUAAUUACAAUACCUGACACACCUGUACCAAAAAAAGAACCCAUUGAAAUACAAUCUACAGAAAAUUCACCCACACCCAAGAAGAAGAGUGUUAAAGAGAUAAUGGAAGUUAUUGUUACAAAAAAAUUAAAAUCGUCGAAUGUUCGUUUACCAGCAGAUGAUACCAAAACAGUUACGGAAUCAAGUGAUGAUGAUGAAAUUAGAUAUAUGUUGAAUCCAGACUAUAAGCCAGAAGAAAGUGUCAAGGAAAAGUUUAUGAAAGUCCAAAGCCAAAGAUGUAAUUCAUUAUUUUCACCUACUUUGAAAGAUUUAAAUAAAUCAAAUUCCAAACAUACAUCAAAACUACCAAGACUCAAAUCAAAACAGAUUGAUACGAAAACUACGAAAAAUCUCCAAAAGGACAUAAUAAUGAAAGAUUCUGAUAAGGAUAUCAAAUACUCUUUUCCAAAAAAAACUCUUGAGAAAACUGGAUUGAAUUAUGACAAGAAAGUAGUAAAGAAAUCAUUAUGUGAAAAACGGAAAUCUCUUAACGGUAUAGCGAAAAGGAAAUCAUUAGGCAAGCAAAAAAUAGAAACUCCGCAGAAUAUUCGUAAACGUAAAGAAAUAGAAUACAGGUGUGACUGUGGCCAGCUAUUCAGCAGUGAUGCAUUACUAUCUCGACACACAGUGUUAGCUCACACACCUCCCCGGAGAAGGAAACAUCGCUCCCCGCCUCCAGACAAGCCAAAACCAAUUGCACAACCAAAGCCCUCAGCGCAAAAUGUUACCACAUUACAAAAAUCCAAAAUAGGUGCGGAAACACGAAAAUCUAACGUAAAUAAUAGUAAUGCAACAAAAAUUGUUAACACAACAAAAACUACACGAAGAAGUACAGCAAAUAAAGCGCCGGCACUGACUGACAAUGAGAAGGUAAAGAAAUUUACGGAUAGACCGAAUAAGUAAUGUGGCUUAAAUUGGACUGAGUAGAUUCCAAUAUUUUAUAUGGAUAGAUUAAGUCAGAAUGAUUGCUUGUGCUGUUUGAAGUCGCUGCGAGCGCUCAUAGGUAACAGACGGACCAUUAUAUUUUUACAAUCAACAUGUUUGAUAAAAUAAAAUCAUAUUUUUCUGAGUCCAGCAUCGGUGACUGAUAAGGAAAGUGGAUAAUGAUAUGUAUUUUGUCAAUUCGUUCUAAUUGUAGGUAUAGUAAGAAAAUAUAAUUUAUGUUUAUAAUUUAAUGUAUUUAGUUUUAAUGAACUGUUUUGCAAUCGAUUAUUUUAAAGGUUUUGGUUUCAUAUAUUUGUUCAAGUUUAGUCUGUACUCAUUUAUUUAGAGAUGUAUAUAUGGUAACGUAAUAAAUAUGCUCGUAUUUAUUAUGGGGUGCUAAGACAGGAUAGUCAUGCCAUAAUCCAGAAUCUUUACUCACAUCGCUUAUUGAGGUCAUUUAAAAAAAAGGUCUUGCAACCAGAAAUAUUUUAAAUAUACUGACACCAUCUUAAUAUAUUCAUUAUUAUAGUUAAGUCUAAAAAUAUGGGUAAUAGCUGGACUGUACUAGAAAUGUAUAAUUUGCCAAUUGCACCCAUCAGGUAAUGUUGACUAUUUGAAAUAGAGCUCAAUUAAAUUAAAAUCCAUGAAAGAUCACUCUUUUGUUUUUAACACAGGGUACAUUAUCUUCUAGCCCACUGUUAUUAUAGGUAUGUUAAAUUGUUACACCAUUUCCUUUUCAAUAUAAUACUCUUACCAUCUUCAAAUACUUGCACUAUUGUUUUUAAUGUGAACUCUUUUAUUUCAUUCAAUUAUAACAAAUAUAACUAGCUAAAUAGCAUCUUGUCGACUUUUGCUUGCAGCUGAUAUGAAUACUUCAAAAAUGGUCGAGAAUAAUAAUUAACUGAUACCAUAGACUCGCCCAGCCCAGUAAUGUGUGACCAAUUUUGAUUUGUGAAUGUGUUUUAGUUAGUGGCCUAGUAUUUAAAAAACUAAGAGGCUAAUGCCAAGCGUGGCUGACUGUUUGCGACUCGUCAAAUCAAAAUCAGUUACAGUAACAAUAGAUUCGCUUACCUUUUCUAUCUUGCUGUAUCUCCGUUAGAGAUGUCCUUCUAUCUCGUACGCUUUGUUCAUCUAUAUGCUAGUAUAUUGUAAGGUUAUGGUAUAUACGUUUCCCAAAGGCUAGUGAAGAAGAGUAUGACCUUUGGCUGGAUUUUGUUUACCGUUUCUUCUUUAUAUUGAACUAGCCGUUCUCGCCCUCUUCGCUGGGCGAAUUUUAAAGAAUCUAGAAUAAAUUUCGCAUCGAAUGGCGGUAGUUUCAUGUCGAUACGAUCAGUGGUUUAGACGUGAUUGAGCUUCAAACAAAGACCAUUUUCAUUAUAUAUAUAUAUAUAUAUAUAUAUAUAUGGAUAAAGAUUGAGAUUUGCCAUCACUCUCUCUUUGAAAAGUAUUUAAUGUCAGUUUGAAUCUGUUAAAAAAUGUAUGGCGAAUAGUAGUCUUAAACUUUCUAUCAAGAAGGUUAGAAUUUAUUAAAAAAUUAUUAACAAUUCACAACAAAUUUUUGCAGGCUAUCGCAUAAGGUUUAUAUGGUAAACAGAUAAGAUCAAAGCUGUCGACCUAAUAGUUAUGACAGAAGAUAGUAAAUCUAACAUUUGUAUAUUAUAGAGGCUUGAUACUUUGGAUCGGUAUAUUAUUUGUCUCCUAAAAGAAUGAGUGCAAUCUUAAAAGAAAUAUUUUAUUGCUAAUCUUCCUAUCUAUAUCCAGAUAGAAUUUUUUCAGACAGUCAACUCCAUAUUUUUUUAACAUAUUAAAUUUGAUGCUAAAUACUUUUCAUCCAUUGAACUGAUGGGUGAAGAUCACUUCCUAUUCGGAUCCUUUACAAUAUGUGAACAAAACAGAAACGACAAUUCGUCAACAUUAUUCGGGAAACAACCCAAAAAUGAUUUUAUAAAAUGUCAUGUAUUUCAAUUAUUCUCAACCGCUCUUCUUGAAAUCGAGCGCUCGAAAUUCAAAAAUCACUUUCAUCUUUUCUUUUCAAUAUUUAUAGCUUUUAAUAAAGCAAAUCUAAGCUGUGGUUUCACUCCGAUUAAAGUCAGUUGCAAGCAUAAACUUAGUAUACUAGCGUUAUAGAUGGACCCUGUGUGAAAGUGAGAUAACUAUCCUUACAUAAAAACCGAGGUGUGAAAAAGAGACGGAAUAGAUCAAGACCGUUUUGAAACAAUUUAGAGUCCAUUAGUCUCCUGUCAAAUUGGAACGCAUUUUAAUUUUAGUGAUUUUAUCGUUAUUGUUCUGUGUUUUAACGGAUAUUAAAUAAAAAAUAUAAUGGUGUCGUGUUCUGUAUUAGAUUGUGUUGUUGCAUAUAACAACAAUCCAACUAAAGAAACAUUUCACAGGUAAAUACUGAUACUUCAAUACGAAUAUAUAAUAAUAUGAGAAGACCAAGACGUUUAUUUUCUUAAGAUUAUAAUCAUUUAAGAAAAUAUGUGUUAGAUAAUAAACAAUACGUGAAUAUGACGCUUUUUAUCAAUAUUUGUCAUAGGGAUUGACCAAAAGCAAAAUACUACACACUUCACUAACACAUCUGUAAAACAAGCACACAAUGAACAUUAUAAAUUUAGUCUCGCCGUAAUGAGGAGAGUGUUUGUCUAUUACGCUAGUAUACAAGGCUUAUGGUUACAGCGAAUACCCCAUAGCCUUAUCAGAUAAAAGUUAUAAAAUAGUCAUAUUAAUACAAAUAAAAUUUUGUAUCUGUGAAAAAUAUGUAUUACUUAAAAUGUAGAUAUGUAAUAAUUGUAUUAUAUCCUGUCUUCUUUUCUUAAUAAUCUCUACCAAUUUUUUGUAUUGUUGCAACAACUUAUUUUAUGUUUCAACUUAACUUAUUAGUCUCAAGCCAUCAUAACAUCGACUUGUGAGACAGUUGGUUAAUAACCUAUUACAAAUUUGUUAUAUUAUGUAUCAUUUAUUUUAUUUGUAAAUCUAUUUGACAUUUUUUUUAAUUUUGUUGUAUUAUUUUAAUCAAUUUGUUCACGUUUUGCAAUGUGUAUAACAUAUUUUGAGAUCGCCAAUUUAGAUUUAAGACUUUUUUUACACCCACUUUAAAAAUAUGUAUAUAUCAGUUUGAAUACACCUAUUUCUAGACCAAUGUCUUCAAAGAAAAUUAUAUAUUCCCGAGCUGAUGAUUAUACCCAAUAAUAACUCUCCAAGAUCUGCUUAUAUUUCUUGUUCUGGCUAGCAACCAGUAAGGAUGUAACAAUGUGCAAAUCCUGAUGCAGAGUGUAAAAAUCCGCACUUGAAUAUCUGCCAUAUCUGGGGUCUUACAAAAUGCUGGCUUUAACUCAUUAAUCUAUGUCAUGUCGGUUAGGGAAUACUGUAGUCGGCUCGAUGGCAGAAAUUUGCAGAGAAAAGCAUGAAAAGUACAUGUUUUCAGCACUCUUGCAUUAAAUUUUCAAAAUGUUUACUUCAUUGCUUUUGUAUGUAAUAAUAUAUUGACAAUUCAUUGAUACAAACAGAAACCUAUGCCAGAUUUCCUUAUGUAAAUUUUAACAUAUCAAAACUGGUCUUUUCAGGUAAAUUUAUUUGAUUUUCAUAGAUAUGACAGAGCAUUUCAGCUUUGAUUAGUUAUAAGUGGUUAUACUAUGUGUUAUUGCCAUUAAAAAAACCGGUUGCAAUCCGGGAGAGCCGGUGGAAGUGAAAACUUGAACAUUAACGUUGUGCAUUUAUUUUGGAAUGGUUAGGGAAUAAUUUCACACGAAUUGCUUUACUUAUCAGUAUAUACUAUCAUUUAUGUGGUUAAAUACAAUAUUCUUUUAUUGCGCUAUCGUACAAAUGACAAUUUAUAUAACAUAAAAAAUAUAACUGUUCAGAACUAUUACAAUUAUUUUACAUUUUUACAGUUUAUCUCUCAGAAAAAUCAAGUUUCAUCCAUAAUAAACUGUAAAAAUAUUAUACAAUAAUUCAAUCACUGGUCCUAUGACCGUAUGAUCAUUCAUUUGAAAUAGCCGAACUGUAAUUAGUGCGAAGCAUAAAUCUUUCAUCCAAAAUGUCAACGUCUUACGAAUUUUCGAUCAGGCCACGUGUCCUGACGCGAGUUUAACAUUUUAUAGCCGUUUUCACUUCAAUAAACAUAGGCAUAACCCUCAAUGUUAACGUGUUGUAAUUUGUAAAAAUCGAAAAAUAUAAUUUUAUCUUUUAGAUGUUUUUUCGAUCUUCACAUUAUUAGUAUCUUAUUAAUAAAAUGAAUGUUAACUUGAUGUGAAUUAUUAGUGACACUUGUUGGUCAUUCUAUGUUGAUGUUUUUGUAGUUUUAAGGUCAAAUGAUAACAUAAAUGUUACGAGCUUGAUAAUUCAAAAGGAGUGGCAAACUUUAUAGUCAGUACCAAUAUUAUGAGCUUCCCCCCCUAGUGUUGCUGAUUUCUAGAUGUUAGAAUAUUUCGACAAAAUUAUGGAUGUCUUGUAUGUUAAUUGUAUAUUUUUAGAAAUAUAUCACAGUAGGCUAAAAAGAAAAUUGAAAUACAAUUAAGUAAUAAUAAUUAUUCAGAACAAACCAAAAAUACAACACUAUUUUGGAUGACGAUCUGUCUUCAUUUUUAGAAUGUUAUGUAUUACGUCUUUUCAAAAUUUUUAAUAUAUAUUAUAUGACCAAAUUAUUAAUCUGUUUUAGUUGUAGUUGAUGUAAUAAUUGUUUUUAAUUUUAAUUAACUCCUAACUAACCUUUCAAUAGAUGUAGAUAAUGUCAUGUGGAAUUAAUUUCUAGGUGCAUUUAAAUAAAAUAUAUAUUGAGUAGAUAUCUUUAUUUUUAAUAUGCUGCAAUUUUCAUUAUUGGGUUACAAUAAAAUACAAAAGUA
This is a messenger RNA of Leptidea sinapis, 12068 nucleotides long. RefSeq lists its product as uncharacterized. NCBI's taxonomy places the organism in Eukaryota, Metazoa, Arthropoda, Insecta, Lepidoptera, Pieridae. Gene Ontology annotation, biological process: regulation of DNA-templated transcription. Bases 349 to 7206 code for a protein of 2285 amino acids. The record is from RefSeq and is a predicted model, not a curated record. Gene Ontology annotation, molecular function: DNA-binding transcription factor activity, RNA polymerase II-specific; RNA polymerase II cis-regulatory region sequence-specific DNA binding. The transcript has 4 exons.